Fukomys damarensis (Damara mole-rat) is the source of this 1664-nucleotide messenger RNA. It is a transcript of the gene Notum, whose product is annotated as notum, palmitoleoyl-protein carboxylesterase. Bases 52 to 1356 code for a protein of 434 amino acids. Lineage: Eukaryota; Metazoa; Chordata; Mammalia; Rodentia; Bathyergidae. The record is from RefSeq and is a predicted model, not a curated record. Gene Ontology annotation, molecular function: hydrolase activity. The transcript is spliced from 11 exons.
GGGCAGGCGGUGGAGAGCUUCCCGCUGGACUUCACAGCCGUGGAAGGCAAUAUGGACAGCUUCAUGGCGCAGGUCAAGAGCCUGGCACAGUCUCUGUACCCCUGCUCUGCGCAGCAGCUCAACGAGGACCUGCGCCUGCACCUCCUGCUUAACACGUCGGUGACCUGCAACGAUGGCAGCCCGGCCGGCUACUACCUGAAGGAGUCCAAGGGUAGCCGGCGGUGGCUACUCUUCCUGGAAGGUGGCUGGUACUGCUUCAGCCGGGAGAACUGUAACUCCAGAUAUGACACCAUGCGGCGCCUCAUGAGCUCCAAAGACUGGCCCCAGACUCGCACAGGCACAGGGAUCCUGUCCUCUCAGCCAGAGGAGAACCCCUACUGGUGGAAUGCCAACAUGGUCUUCAUUCCCUACUGCUCCAGUGACGUUUGGAGUGGGGCUUCCUCCAAGUCUGAGAAGAAUGAAUAUGCAUUCAUGGGUGCCCUCAUCAUCCGAGAGGUGGUGCAGGAGCUCCUGGGCCGAGGACUGAGCGGGGCCAAGGUGCUGCUGCUGGCUGGGAGCAGCGCUGGGGGCACUGGGGUGCUGCUGAAUGUGGACCGUGUGGCUGAGCAGCUGGAGGAACUGGGCUACACAGCCAUCCAGGUUCGGGGUCUGGCUGACUCAGGCUGGUUCCUGGACAACAAACAGUACCGCCACACGGACUGCAUCGAUACCGUCACCUGCGCACCCACAGAGGCCAUCCGCCGUGGCAUCAGGUACUGGAAUGGCAUGGUCCCAGAGCGCUGUCGAAGCCAGUUCAAGGAGGGCGAGGAGUGGAACUGCUUCCUGGGCUACAAAGUCUACCCGACUCUGCGCUGCCCAGUGUUCGUGGUGCAGUGGCUGUUUGAUGAGGCCCAGCUGGCCGUGGACAACGUGCACCUCACAGGACAGCCGGUCCAGGAGGGGCAGUGGCUGUACAUCCAGAACCUGGGCCGUGAGCUGCGCAGCACACUCCAGGACGUGCCGGCCAGCUUUGCUCCCGCCUGCCUGUCCCACGAGAUCAUCAUCCGGAGCCACUGGACAGAAGUCCAGGUGAAGGGGACCUCGCUGCCUCGAGCACUGCACUGUUGGGACAGAAGCCUCCAUGACAACCACAAGGCCAGCAAAACUCCCCUGAAGGGCUGCCCCAUCCACCUGGUGGACAGCUGCCCCUGGCCCCACUGUAACCCUUCGUGCCCCACCAUUCGGGACCAGUUCACUGGGCAGGAGAUGAACGUGGCCCAGUUCCUCAUGCACAUGGGCUUCGACGUGCAGACGGUGGCCCAGCAGCAGGGACUGGAGCCCAGCAAGUUGCUGGGGAUGCUGAGCAGUGGGAGCUAGGGAGGCCACCUGGAGGAGGACCCAGCCCCGGCUGGCCAGGCACCUUCUGCCUCAGUGCCCCUCCUGCCUCCCCCAGGUCACCAGCCACCCCUGGCAGCCUCCCUGUUCCUCCCCUGCCACCUCAGGAGAUCCAGCCAGAGAGGGUGACUUACCCUUAGCCCCUGUGCAGCAGGGAACCCUGCCCAGCCCCACCUGCCUGGCCCAGCCCCAGCCUCCAUGGGAGAGAGAACCAGGAGCCAAGCGCCGGAUGCCUGCCCAGCCCCAGCCUGUCAUGCUCUUUUGUAUUAUUUUAUAAAGUAACUUUUUUA